CGGCACUGGCACUCAGUCCUCCGAAGGUCCCCCGCCCCGACCCCUCUCCCCAGCCCCUCAGCUCUCGGUAGACCCUCUCCUCCCUUCCCGAUCCUCCCCGCCCGAAACUUCUCCAUCCCCCGAUAGAACCCUUUGUUCCCUCCGGAGCCGUCCCCUCCGCCCUCAGCAGCCCCGCACCCCAUGGAUGCAGAGCCUGGCCUGGCAUGGACAGGGAGACGCGCGUGUUCGCCGAGAGCCAUUUCCGAGGCCUCCGGGGGCGUCUCCCCAGCAAGGUCUGUCCGACCCCGGACCGCGUGGACUUUAUCGAGAAGCCCGACUCCUUUUCCUACACGGACUUCUUCAAGAGUUACCUGCUCCCCAACGUGCCCUGUGUUUUCUCCAGCGCCUUCACCGAGGACUGGGGCAGCAGGAAGCACUGGGUGACACCCAGUGGGAAGCCCGACUUCGAUUAUCUGCUUCAGAAUUAUGGAGAUGUAGUUGUACCUGUGGCAAACUGCGGGGUCCAGGAAUACAACUCGAACCCUAAAGAACACAUGCCCCUCAAAGAUUACAUCAGCUACUGGAAAGAGUUCAUCCAGAGAGACUACUCCUCUCCUCGGGGCUGUCUCUACCUCAAAGACUGGCACCUGUGCAGGUACUCCUCUGCCGAGGGCUUAUUCACCUUGCCCGUGUACUUCUCGUCCGACUGGCUCAACGAGUACUGGGACACCCUGGACGUGGACGACUACCGUUUCAUCUACAUGGGGCCCGCUGGCACCUGGUGCCAGGUCAUCAUGAAGUCCUGCUCUGGAAUUAAUUUUGAAGAGUUUUACCAAUUCCUCAAGGUCAUUGCUGAAAGGAGGCUCCUCCUAGUGAAGAAGAUAAGCCCUGGUGAACUGCAGUGCAGUGAGGACUCUGGGCUGGGCCUCCAGCACACCAUUUUUGACAUCAGCCGGAUUGCUGAGGUGCUGGCGUCUGUGGUGGUCAACCCCGACUUCCAGAGAGUGGACACCAGCAGGUUUUUGCCGCAACCAGAGGACCUCCUACAGCAGCUGCAGGAGGCCCUGGCCACCACAGAGCCUCUUUAGUGUGUGCCAUGAGCGUUAGUUGGCAGCCUGACAAGGAUUCUCAAGGCCCUGCUCCACGGUCCCUUUCAGAAAUAAAGCUCCAUCCUCUGUGGGCUGGGACAUGUGGCCUCCCAGAUAUGGUUCCUGCUCUUAAGGGUCUGGUACUGUCCUGGCAUCCCAGACUUCAGUGCCUGUCCAGAGGGUCCAGGUUCCUUGUCCUUGGGAGGCCCAGCAGGACUGAGGACUCAGAUCUGGUGAGGGGGUGGGUGAAGAGUUGUUGGUAGCCUGGACCUGUGGCAAGGCUGUGGGUAUGCUGGGGACUCAGGAGUGUGAGCAGCAUGUGGCUGAUUUUUCUUGGUGUCCCUAGCCUGCCCUUCGCAGAGACCAGCACCAAGCUGAUGGGCUUCCCAUCCACAGCAGCACAGGGUAAUGAAUUGUCUUGCAGGCCCACUCUACAGUAGCAUCACACCCCCCAGAGUCCACGCCGAUUCCUCUGGAGCAAGCCCCCUGGAGUGGGGUAGAGACUGGGGCCCAAGGCACCUCCAUGCUGCAGGACCUGUGUCUAUCCCACAUUCGAAGCACUGUUUAAAUAGCUCCCUCCUUUCCUCCACUGGCCCCUGGCCCCCUUGGCAAGGUCCUGAGCCAGAGAUGUCAUAUUGGUCUGUGCUCUAGGCCAACCCUUCAGGUAUCACAGGCACUGUAUUCAGGGGACACUCAGCCCUGCUGACAGUAAGUGGCAAGUCAGAACACCCGUUGCCUCCCUUUUGCUUGCUGCAGCAACACCUUCCCCUUCAGAGACUUCAUUCAGGGACAGCCCUUUGCUCCCAACCAGCAGUAAGAGGAUCUACCUGUAGGCCAGAUGGAGCCCAGGCCUCUUCCACACCUUGCACAUCCAUUCUGCACCACCCACCUACUUGUUGCAACAACCAUUCUGCACACUCAUUCUUUCCAUCUAUUUCCCAACCCUUACACAUCUCUUCUGUGCCAAGCAAAUCAAUUAUUACACACUGUUCUACAUUUUAACCUCUGCAUGCUUAUCUGCACCAUCCAAUUUCUACCCCCUGCACACCUGUGUGUCACUGUGAUGGUAUGAAUGCUCUCCAGGGAAGCGGAACCAAGCUGUAUGAAAAGAGAUGGGGCUGGUGAGUGUGAAUCUGCAGAGAAGGCUGGAGCCCCAGAGAAGAGUUGACAUUAUAUUCUUGGAUCCAAAGGCUGGACUCCGGCAAAGUUUCUGUGUUGUAGUCUGGAGGCAAAAUUGCUUCUUCAUAAACCUUGGUCCUUGCUCUUAAGGCCUCAACUGAUUAGACAGGGCCCACCCACAUUAUGGCAGGGUCAUUUGCUUUACUCAGUCUGCUGAGUUAAACAUGAAUUUCAUCUAAAAACCUUUGAGGGCGUAUCCACACUGGUGUUUGACCAAGUGGUGCUGUGGCCUUGCCACUUUGGCAUAUAAAUGUGACCAGUGUAAUCACUCUGCUUGUUCAUUUGGAUUCAGCAGUCACUGCUUACUCCAGCACCCACUUCUUAACACACCCACACUGACAUUCAGCAGUCUCCUUGCACAGUUACUACGGGCAAUCCAAUAACCCCCCUUUGGUGUACUCACCUGCACCCAUGCUCUUCCAUUUGACUCCCUCAGUACAAUUCCCUGAGUGUUUUGUUUGUUUGUUUUUAAUCCUCACCCGAGGAUAUUUUUCCAUUGAUUUUUAGAGAGAGAGAAAUAUUGAUGUGAGAGAAAUACAUCAGUUGGUUGCCUCCUGCAUGAGCCCCGACCAGGGCCUGGGCCUGCAACCAAGUUACGUCCCUUUGACCAGACUCGACCUGGGGCCCUUCGGUCUGCAGGCCGACGCUCUAUCCACUGAGCCAAACCAGCUAGGGCUCCUGGGUGUUUUUCAACCACUGGUUUGCCACAGUGUGUGACUAAACUAUUCAUAUCACUGUGUAAUUCUGCAACCACCCAUUGCACACUUGUUCUAUACCAACCAACUUCCACUGUUUGCAUGCCCUCUCUACUAUUUAAUAACUGCACACACUGUGUAAUUCAAGAGUCACGGUCUCAUUCUCCAUUCAACCUCACACUUUGCACACCCAGUGUUUGCCAUUCACAGUCAACUUUUACCCACUCACCAUGUGCAGUUCAACAACCAAUCUGUGUGCAUGCAUCUCACUCCAUCCAACUUUUCCUCCAGCACACCCUCUGUGGCAUUUAACAACUGCUUUUCUAAUGCUCACAACUCGCUUUUCACAGCCACCGUGUGCUGUUAAACAGUAUCUUGUUGCACACUCCCUGUGCAAGAGCCACUCUGAACACUUGCUGGUUACCAACCACUAUUCACCAUUCUGCUCUUUCCAGCUCCCAUACUGCACCACUGUGAGCCAGUGCUUGCACAUUCACUGCAAGUUAACAACUACUGCAUGCAUGUCAAUCCAGUCUUUCCUUGCACAUUAGCCCUACACUAUCUGAGUUCCACUAAGCCAUCAAUAAUCACCUCACAAUCACUGGUUGAACAGUCACUUGCACCAUUUUGCUCUCUACUAUGUCUACUUGCACAGUCACUGGGCCCUGCACAGGGGAUAAUUGUAGCCAUCAUGGGGGAAGGGAUAACUCAACUGCCCCACAUUUCACCCUGCUCCUGCCUUUACAUGCUGUAUAUUCUGGAGCUCUUGAAAUAAGUGAUAGACUAGAGGUUGUGUCUGUCCCAGAGGCUCCCUGCUGAGUCUGCUGUUAGCCCUUAAGCCCUGAUCCUGGGGAAAGCCCCAGAGAGUGCUCAUGUGAGCUCAAGAUAGGUGUCUUUCCCUAGGGUUGGAAGCACUGCAGUAUUCAAUUGGUAAUGAUGUGUUCCUGCUGCUUGUGACAUCAGUCCUGCCUGCACUCCCCACUGCCCACCAGGCUACAUCUUUCAGCCCACCCCACUGCAAAGGUUACACCCCCAUGACAUAACCAGAGCACAUUCCUCAGGGCCAGCAGGAAGGGAGUGAACACUGUACCUGAAUUGAGGGGGUGGCCAGCUAGGGGCUCUCUCCCAGGACGAUUCAAAUCUAGGUGAAAGGCCAACUGCAGGGCCCUUGGGACAGGAUGGAGUCCUGCCUGCCCUCAUUUUCUUGGCUAAUCUUCCUCUGGCCUUUUCCUUUCUACAUUGUAUGUUUUAAUCUAUUUUACAAUUUUUCCCAUUUAGUGCUGAUGAAUUCCAGUUUGACCUUAAAAACUACAGUUCUCCAAUUGGCAGUCAAAAGAUACCUCAGCAAGAGAAGCAGAAAGUGUUCCUUUUUCCUCAAAGUGUAGAAAGGCAGCCACUGUCCUGCAGCAGGAAGUGGCCCUGACAAGUGCUAUUUUUAAAGAUGCCCAAUUUCAGGGGCUUGUAGCUCUGCCUGUGUAAGUACCUUCAAUCUCUAACCCCAGGAAUUCUGAGGGGCUGUCUCUGCUCCUGGCCCAGGUUCACAACACUGGAAUGAACCUGUCCUCUGAGGAAGUGGGACUUGGGCAUGUGCCUCAGGUCCAGGGAGGGAGCUGGCCCUUCUCCCACCUAAAAUAAACGAGUGGUUCUGCAAAACUUA
Messenger RNA from Myotis lucifugus (little brown bat), 4598 nucleotides. It is a transcript of the gene JMJD4, whose product is annotated as jumonji domain containing 4. Gene Ontology annotation, molecular function: sequence-specific DNA binding; histone H4R3 demethylase activity. The record is from RefSeq and is a predicted model, not a curated record. The transcript has 5 exons. Bases 204 to 1067 code for a protein of 287 amino acids. NCBI's taxonomy places the organism in Eukaryota, Metazoa, Chordata, Mammalia, Chiroptera, Vespertilionidae. Gene Ontology annotation, biological process: protein hydroxylation; negative regulation of gene expression; positive regulation of translational termination. Gene Ontology annotation, cellular component: nucleus; cytoplasm.